This is a messenger RNA of Camelina sativa (false flax), 957 nucleotides long. RefSeq names its product glutathione S-transferase F9. Gene Ontology annotation, biological process: glutathione metabolic process. NCBI's taxonomy places the organism in Eukaryota, Viridiplantae, Streptophyta, Magnoliopsida, Brassicales, Brassicaceae. Gene Ontology annotation, molecular function: glutathione transferase activity; glutathione binding. The record is from RefSeq and is a predicted model, not a curated record. Gene Ontology annotation, cellular component: cytoplasm.
UACACUCCGAAAAAUUCACUCAACAAAGCUAAACCAUAAACUGUGUGAGUAGAGAGAGAGAAUAAAGAAAGCAAAAAAAAAAAUGGUGCUAACGGUGUACGGACCUCACUUUGCUUCACCAAAGAGAGCUUUGGUAACACUGAUCGAGAAGGGUGUCGCCUUCGAGACCGUUCCCGUCGAUCUCUUGAAAGGAGAACAGAAGCAGCCUGCUUAUCUUGCUUUACAGCCUUUUGGUACUGUUCCUGCUGUUGUCGACGGUGACUACAAAAUCUUCGAGUCGCGUGCGGUGAUGAGGUACGUAGCAGAGAAGUAUAAGUCUCAAGGACCUGAUCUUUUGGGGAAAACCGUUGAAGACAGGGGUCAGGUUGAGCAAUGGCUUGACGUGGAAGCGACCACAUACCACCCACCGCUAUUGAACCUGACGCUGCACGUAGUGUUCGCAUCAGCUAUGGGAUUCCCAUCUGAUGAGAAGGUGAUUAAGGAUAGUGAAGCGCAACUAUCCGCUGUUCUUGAUGUCUACGAGGCACAUCUCUCGAAGAGCAAGUACUUGGCCGGUGAUUUCGUGAGCUUGGCUGAUUUGGCUCACCUCCCGUUCACUGAUUACUUGGUUGGUCCUAUUGGGAAGGCUUACAUGAUCAAAGAUAGGAAGCACGUGAGUGCGUGGUGGGAUGAUAUUAGCAGCCGUCCUGCGUGGAAGGAGACUCUUGCCAAGUUUUCACUCCCGGCUUAAAGAUGAUUCCUUCUCCUUGCUUCUUGUUGGUGAUGUUGCUUGUGCUUUUUAUGCGAGGUAUAAUAAAACUGGAACUAUAAUGCCUCUGUGUUUCUCUUGUUGGUGGUGUUGCUUGUGUAUGUUAUUUACUUCCUCUGUGUUUUCUUUCCUUUUGUAAUUUAAUAAGUGUCGGUUUACUCCUGUGUGAAGCUUUCAAUUUAAGGAAAUUAUCUGUUCCCCUAGUUUCA